UUGGCCGGUUGUGCACGCGCCUUCUUCACUUGACCGUAGCGGGGCUGGCUACUCGCGUGAUGUGGCUAAGCUAGCUGUCGCUCACUCAGCCGCCGGAUGUUCCCGGGCGCACGUCGUUGUCGUCCGUCUUGAUAUUCCCCUCAAACAUUCCCGGACGAAUUCGUGUCGACUGACCAGAGUCCGCGAAUUCCCGUCCGACUCCCCGGUGCUGGUCGUCGAUUUUCUUCCCUCCCCUCCCCGCCAUCGCCGCUAGAGCUGCUUAGCUUGCCGGCUAACUUGAGUACCGAGAGCCGAGGAUCAGACGAGCCCCGAAUUGAAGGACCACACCCUGAGAAGAUGUCCCUUCAUCAGUUUCUGCUGGAGCCCAUCACCUGCCACGCAUGGAACCGCGACAGGACACAGAUUGCUAUCAGCCCCAACAACCAUGAAGUUCAUAUUUAUAAGAAGAGCAGCAACCAGUGGAUUAAGACACAUGAGCUGAAGGAGCACAACGGACACAUUACAGGCAUCGACUGGGCCCCGAAGAGCGACCGCAUCGUGACGUGCGGCGCCGACCGCAACGCUUACGUGUGGUCGCAGAAGGAGGGCGUGUGGAAGCCCACGCUCGUCAUCCUCAGGAUCAACAGGGCCGCCACCUUUGUGAAAUGGUCCCCGCUGGAGAACAAGUUUGCGGUGGGCAGCGGCGCGCGCCUCAUCUCUGUCUGCUACUUUGAGUCAGAGAACGACUGGUGGGUGAGCAAGCACAUCAAGAAGCCCAUCCGCUCCACCAUCCUCAGCCUGGACUGGCACCCCAACAACGUGCUGCUGGCCGCCGGAUCGUGUGACUUCAAGUGCAGGGUCUUCUCGGCCUACAUUAAGGAGGUGGAGGAAAAGCCGGGCCCGACGCCUUGGGGCAGCAAGAUGCCUUUUGGAGCCGUCCUGGCAGAGUUUGGAGGAGCAGGAGGAGGAGGUUGGGUCCACUCGGUGUCCUUCUCGGCUUCGGGCAACCGCCUGGCGUGGGUCAGCCAUGACAGCACGCUCACCGUGGUGGACAGCUCCAAGACGGCCAGUCCUUUGCAGCUGAAGACGGAGUUCUUGCCUCUCCUCAGCGUCUGCUUCGUGUCCGAGAACAGCCUGGUGGCCGCCGGCCACGACUGCUGCCCUGUGCUGUUCCGCUGCGACGACGGUGGCGCGCUGACCUUGGUGUCCAAGCUGGACCUGCCCAAGCAGAGCAUCCAGAGGAACAUCUCGGCCAUGGAGCGCUUCCGCAACAUGGACAAGAGGGCCACCGCCGAGGACCGCAACACCGCGCUGGACACGCUGCACCAGAACAGCAUCACCCAAGUGUCAAUCUACGAGGGAGACAAAAGGGACUGUCGCAAGUUCUGCACCACCGGCAUUGAUGGCGCCAUGACCAUCUGGGACUUUAAGAGUCUAGAAGCAUCUAUCCAGGGUCUGCGCAUCAUGUGAAGACAUUUUGUGGACGCAAAACAAAAUGGAGACAUCGUGACCUCGCCUACACUCGCCCGACAGUAACACACAUGCGCACCUUUUCGAGUGUUCGCCGAAGCACUGAUCAGGCCGUAACACAUACACACACACACACACACACACACACACUGAACUGACGUGUGACAUCACUGUUGAUUUUUCUUGAGUUGCUGCCGUUUGAUUUUAAAUGAAGUUGUGAAAGGAAGGGAGAAGGUUCCGUAUUAUUAAAAAGUGUGACUCGUGUGUCUUUUAUGUUCUCGACCCUCUUCCAAAGUUCAACACUAAGCUAAGUUUUAUCACACACAAAAAGAUAUGAAUAAAAGUCAGACUGAAUAUCACCACGGCAGAGCCUCCGCGCGAAUAUAUCAGCGUGGCGUCGAGGUGACGGACAUUUUCUCUCACUCGCGUCGCCAUGGCGACUAGUUGCUCCGAGCUCAAGUACGAUGGAGGCUGUCUGUAUCAAGCCAGUUGAAAUAAAGUUCAGAUGCAUUUACACCAUA
Messenger RNA from Syngnathus acus (greater pipefish), 1970 nucleotides. Its product is annotated as actin-related protein 2/3 complex subunit 1A. Gene Ontology annotation, biological process: Arp2/3 complex-mediated actin nucleation. Gene Ontology annotation, cellular component: Arp2/3 protein complex; actin cytoskeleton. NCBI's taxonomy places the organism in Eukaryota, Metazoa, Chordata, Actinopteri, Syngnathiformes, Syngnathidae. The transcript has 11 exons. Gene Ontology annotation, molecular function: actin filament binding. Bases 337 to 1449 code for a protein of 370 amino acids. The record is from RefSeq and is a predicted model, not a curated record.